AUGGCUGAUUGUAGUGAAUUGGUCAAAAAUGUGCCCAUGGACUACAAAAUGACGUCACAUGUUGUUAAAGCAGGACAGGAGUACGUGAACAAGAAGAUCGAUUCAAAGCGGUUUGCGUUCAUUCGAGUCUACUUCGAGGUCAACAACGCGUACAUCCUCGACAAACUGAGGCUGAUUCUCUACCCAUUCAACAACACCCUCGACUACCUGCUCAAACCAGACCUGUACAUUCCCCUGAUGUCCCUGCUUACGCUCGUGAUGCUCAGGUCUCUCCAAAUCGGCCUAUCGAAGGAGUUCCACCCCGAAAAGCUCUUUCUGAUGGUCUCCAGGAACCUCCUUGCCCAAAUUGGAAUCAGCUGCGUCUACUACGCAGUUGGCUUCGUCCUGGGCCUCAGACUGGGCCUGAUCACCCUCAUCUGCUUCACCGGAUACAAGUACUAUCCAAUACUGAUAGUGAAGCUCCUUCUGCUCUUUGGUUUCAGGGUCAUUGGAUACGUCGCACUUGCCUACCUCCUUCUGGUCUACUUCUUCUUCUACAGCAGAAGCAUCAAGGUUGAGAUUGAGAGGAGCAAGGAGAUGGCACUCAACCUCUACUUCGUCUUUGGAACUGCCCUCGUGGAGCUGCUUGUGAUGGUCUAUUUGGUCAGAUAG
Messenger RNA from Enterospora canceri, 651 nucleotides. The record is from the annotation of a GenBank genome assembly. NCBI's taxonomy places the organism in Eukaryota, Fungi, Microsporidia, Enterocytozoonidae.